Molecule: messenger RNA, 1929 nt
Organism: Ornithorhynchus anatinus (platypus)
Lineage: Eukaryota; Metazoa; Chordata; Mammalia; Monotremata; Ornithorhynchidae
Product: early activation antigen CD69-like
Exons: 5
Coding region: 310-891 (193 amino acids)
Cellular component (GO): external side of plasma membrane
Source: RefSeq, a predicted model, not a curated record
GUUUCUGGAACGAUCCUGCAGCCCCUUGUACUUCAGUGGCAGCUGUGAGAAAGAUUAUUUCUAUAUGUAGGGAAACCCCAAACCCUCACCACAGCUACCCACAAGGUGUCUGGAGCGCUGGGCCAUAAAAUCGAGAUGAAUUAGGGCAGAUUCUGAGAGAGGAAGAGAGAGGAAGCGAGAGGAGGAGAGAGGAAGGGGGCGGAGAUACUGCCUAUAAGUUACUGGCGUCACCAUGAGAGACAUCGCAGAGACUGGGCACCCUACGCCAGACCGUCUGAGCGUGGACCCGUGGAGCGGAGAGACCGUGGAAUGGCGGAACAGAUAGGUUCCUCCGGAGUAGGUGACAUCAGUGAGCAAGGCACACACAGGGGAAGACAUUUCUCGGACAACCUCGAUGGUCCCCUGCUGGUUCCAGUUCCAUGCGCUGUCCUUGUCGUGGUCAUUAUCACCACUUUGACCCUUUCCAUCAUCACCUUGUCAGUGGGAAAGUACAACUGCCCCGGCAUCUGGGAGAACCAGGAGCCUGGCAAGAAUGUCAAGUGCCCAGCUUCCCCCAUAUCAUGCCCGGAUGACUGGAUUGGAUUCCGAGGAAAAUGUUACCUGCUCUCCAAUAUCCCAGACACUUGGAACGCCAGCAAAAGAUUCUGUUCUAACCUCAAUGCGACUCUCACUAAGGUUGAGUCAGAAAAGGAUCUGGACUUUCUGAAACGGCUAACGGGUACCAGUGAGCACUGGAUCGGAUCCAUCAGCGGAACCAUUCAGGGCUUGAGUUGGACAACCAGUAACCUACUCAGCAACAGCUCCUGUCACUACCUAAAAGGCACGACCAGUGGACGAAAAGACUGCCAAGAAAGUUUAUUAGGGAUAUGCAGCACAUCCUCCACACGUUGAACAGGAGAAGCAGCGAAGGCAAUCUCUUGGGGCCACAGCAAACCACGUCAGUCGGUGCUAGUCUGACUUUGGACAUUCUGUUUCAAGACCUUGUAGGUCUAGGAACCCAGUCAGGGCUUCAAGAGAAAAAGAAAGGGAAGAGGUUUGCCUUCCCAACAAAACUAAGUCUACCGGACAGUGGUCUCUCUGCGGGGAUGUAGGCCACACCAAACCCCAAAUUCGUGGAGACCGAUGGUACGCAAUGUUUGGCAAGGGAUCUUUAUAUUGGACUUGCACUUUAUAUUGGCUCAGUUCCCAGUGAUCUGUCAUAUCACAAAGGGCAUAGGAAAGUGACAAGUUAUUUUAUUAUUUAUUAUUUGCUGACCUCCGGUAGUGGAAUGUUGUUGAACAAGCCACGGGCCUGGGCUACGCGGGUCAAAAGUGUGUUGUUGUCAAGUGUGUCACAAACCCACUUACCUUCAUUUCUGUGGCAGCAAAGACCAGUAUGCCAGUAUGAAAGACCCCAAAAUUCCAUUUAUUGAAAAAUGGAAAACCUUUUUUUUCCAUAUUUUUCUGGAGAGUUGAUUGACUUUGCAAUGUUGUUCCAGGAAGAUGGAAGGAGUGACCCGUAAAAUCAGUGACGUCUCUGAUUCCUGUAUUUCUGUUAGGCUUCUGUUUAUGGAUGUAUUUAUUUUCUCUUCAUUUUAAAAUUCUGAUUUAUAGAAUGCGUAGGUAACUUUGUUCAUCCCCCUGUUGCUGAAAAUCGGCUUGGAAGGGUUUGCACAAUGUGGGAUCUUAUCGUCAAAGGAGUUUAGGAAACAAAUUGUACCAAAUGUGUUUUUUCCAAAUAGAGGGGAAAUAGAAAUAGGAUUGAUCAAAACAUUCUGGAUGAUUAGCAGAAAUCGAUGUUUCCAUGUGCAAUACUGUUGGGUCUGGAAUCUUCUGUGUGCAAUAAACUGAUGGUCUGAUAUUAAGCUGAAGUUGUUAGGAAAGCAACUCAAUGUGCAAUAGGGGCUUUGGUACAUAACUAAUAAAUGAAAUCUGAUGACAAUGAAAGAA